Molecule: messenger RNA, 1122 nt
Organism: Puccinia triticina
Lineage: Eukaryota; Fungi; Basidiomycota; Pucciniomycetes; Pucciniales; Pucciniaceae
Exons: 4
Coding region: 1-1122 (373 amino acids)
Source: RefSeq, a predicted model, not a curated record
AUGACUACCCGAUCAACCAAGAUGAUUCCAAUGGGGGCUGCAAGCAACAACCCCACGGCAACCGCAAGCCCAAACCAUCCCACACCAACGAAACGGAAGCGAUCUCAACUAGAUCUUACGACCACUGCCACCCCAGCCCCGACAAGCUGGUUGGGCAUUGCUUUCCAGCUACCCUCAGUCAUAAAGAAGGAAAUCAACGACUUUGUCAAGGCUAACGAAUCAACUCGCACCAGGCGCUACCUCAAACGCUCCAGUCGACCAACAACCGCCACCAACCCUCGCCACCCCCAACGCUGCUCCCCUGCCCGGACCCGGAAGACACCUGAACAAGAAGAAGACCGCCCACCUCGGCUCCCAUCACCCCACUUCUCCGAUUUCGACCUGCCAUCACCCAACAAGAAACUGAGGCGAGCAGAGAAGCUCUCCAGCAUGACCCUCAAUGAUGAGUCAGGCAACCAGGCUCGGAACGACCAGAUCACUCAACUCCAGCAGCAACAGCAUGCACAGUUGAUGAGCCUCGGCCAACCAAUCGCCCCGCAAACUGAUGAGCCGGCCAACAUAAACCAUUCACCUCCAACACAGAACUUUGCGCAGAUCUUCUCGAUCAACUUCGGGGCUUCUAUCCCAUACAGCCUCAGCUGUUUUUUUCCCCUUUCGGCUGUCAACUUCCCGAUUCAUUCUUUCCUGAGAAUCCGAUCCGAUCCGGAUGCAGCGCAGGCCUUCCCCCAGGGUGCAUUGUCCCUGCAUUAUCCUUUCAAGCCGCGUAUGCCGAGUCAUCCGCAAUGCCGGAACGCCUCCGGCCAUCCUCCAGCUGGACUCUGGAGUGUGACUGUUGCCCGAAGCCACGUCCUGUGCUCAACCGGCCAGGAUCGCUUGCCAUUUCUUCCACCCAUCCGCACCAUAAUACCUGUCGAUCAUAUGCCGCGCAAUUCCGGCGCCGCUGUCAGCCAUAUUUCUCAGGCUGCCGCAGGGCAUAUAAUCGCACCAGUCCUACCCAUCAUCGACCAUCACGGACGGAUGCUUCCCAGUCGUCAAUCAUCAAAGAGGCUUGUUUUCUCCGCUUCAAGCCUAGACUCCAACGCCAAGCAGUACAAGGUCACCGUUGACCAUGUUACAUUGUGA